UCAGGACUACAAUUCCCACAGUGCCUCUCGCGCGAGGCACUUCCUCUUCCGGUUGCACAAGGCGCCCACUCCGGUCGACGUGUUCUUCCGGUGGCGGAGUGGCGGCUUACCCUGUGCGGGGCAAAAUGGAGCUCGAGGCCAUGAGCAGAUAUACCAGCCCAGUGAACCCAGCUGUCUUCCCUCAUCUGACUGUGGUACUUUUGGCCAUUGGCAUGUUCUUCACCGCCUGGUUCUUCGUCUAUGAGGUCACUUCUACCAAGUACACUCGAGAUAUCUACAAAGAGCUUCUCAUCUCCUUGGUGGCCUCACUCUUUAUGGGCUUUGGAGUCCUCUUCUUGCUGCUCUGGGUCGGCAUCUACGUGUGAGCUCCUGAGGGUACCACUCAGGCGGCUUCACUGAAUCUCUGCUUUUGUAAAUUAAUUUUUUUUUUUUUUUUUUUUACUUUGC
Messenger RNA from Otolemur garnettii (small-eared galago), 447 nucleotides. It is a transcript of the gene TMEM258, whose product is annotated as transmembrane protein 258. The coding region runs from base 126 to 365 and encodes 79 amino acids. Lineage: Eukaryota; Metazoa; Chordata; Mammalia; Primates; Galagidae. Gene Ontology annotation, cellular component: membrane-bounded organelle. The record is from RefSeq and is a predicted model, not a curated record. The transcript is spliced from 4 exons. Gene Ontology annotation, biological process: protein N-linked glycosylation.